AUGGGCAUUCCUGGACUUGCACGGAGGUCUGAGCCGUACGCAGAGUGUCGUUCUGCUCAACAGUUGGGAGGUUACCAGGCCAUUGUCGAUGGUCCCUCACUUGCUUAUCAUGCACAUAAACUGGCACUCGCUGGUUUACCAAGAGUACCAUCCUAUGCAGACGUCAACACUGAAGCUAUCCGCUGGCUUAAUACACUCGAGGCUGCCAACAUCAAGGUGACGAAGAUUGUUUUCGACGGAGCCUUACCCUCUUCCAAGCGGAGCGAGCGAGUACAUCGUUUGGAGCAGAACAAUAACAGAGUACGGAACUACCGAGUCCAGUAUCCUAUCUCCUCCUGCCCAGUGCCGACUUACCUUGGGUCUAUACUACAUGCUUUUCUGGCCCCAUCACUGAGAGAGGCAUUGCUCGAUACCCCAUUUGCAGCGCGGACCCGCAUCGAGCCAGGAGAGGCGGAUGACUGGUGUGCGCUGCAUGCCAAGGAUCAUGCUCGCUCGAUCAUCUUUACGAGCGACACGGAUCUACUGCUCUACGGCUACCCUGCCGAAACGCUCAUUGUGUUCUUUCAAGAUGCCGAUGUCACGACAGGAUUCAAGUCUUACUGCCCAGAACAGAUGCGUCAACGGAUGCAGCUGCAGCAUUUGGCUCAAUUCGCGUUCGCCAUGACACGAGAACCAUCACAUACAUCAGAUGAUCUGUUACGCGAUGCGAAGGAUCUCGACCUGUCGUCUGACGCCUAUCUCGAGUUCAGCGGGCGCUACGCUGGACGUACUGCCGUUCCGAGCCAUGUCUCGAAAGUUGACGGCCUACCAAUACCGCUCCAGAAGCUGGAUGUGAGAAUAUCCGAGUUUAUUCAUCAGGUACUGGACAGCUCGCCAGGACCAUUAGUAUACCUGCCGCUGCUGGUUGAAGAUCCUAAUCAAUCUUCUGCAUGGAGCUCAGGCCAGGACUAUCGCGAGCUAGCAUAUUCGAUCCUCGCACCAAAGACCUCAACUGUUCACGAGUACAGGCGGAAGGCGCAAGGAAUAUCUGUGCAGGAACUCCCUAUGCGAGCCCCGGACGUCUCAGCUACAGACAUGAUGGCGCACAUCAGCGGCGUCUCGAAGUGGGCGUCAGACAGAAACCUCUCUCGAGCCCUGAUGUGGCCGCUCUUUGCGCUGUCUAUCGUCCUCUUGGACUCAAAGACAACACCGUCGGUCUCUGUAGUACUUCGUGUUUUGAAUGGCGAUUUCGACAACUCAUGGGAGUUUAUACAUCUUACGGCUCGGCUACAGGCAGUCCUAUACUCACUGCGAAUCCUUCAACAGGUUGUUACUGUUCAACACGCUAUUCAGGGAAAGACCAGUGCGGAGGACGCCACACUACAAAUGGCGAAAGAGUUGUCAGACUUGCCGUCAAUAGCGGACACAUUCACCGUUCCAGGUCAAACGAGGAAGAUCCUAGUCCAACACGAGAAAUUGAAGAGCAUGGUAGAGGAGAUAUACAAAGCUUCCGGUGUAAGUAUACCCACAGACCAUGUUUCGAAUAAGAAAAAGAAGAAACACUCGAAAGAGGCAGAGAGAAAAAAGAAAAAACAGGAACAACGACAGCAGGCUAGACCGCAGACGUCAAACGUCUUUGCCAUGCUCGACGGAUAG
Messenger RNA from Didymella exigua CBS 183.55, 1635 nucleotides. RefSeq lists its product as uncharacterized. Bases 1 to 1635 code for a protein of 544 amino acids. Lineage: Eukaryota; Fungi; Ascomycota; Dothideomycetes; Pleosporales; Didymellaceae. The record is from RefSeq and is a predicted model, not a curated record. The transcript is spliced from 2 exons.